AUGUAUGUCCCCUGGUCACCCAGGACAGAGCUAGGAGGAAAGCAUAGUGCUGUUCAUUCUGUCACACCUUAUCCUUCACAGUUGUCCGUACUCUCCCAACAACAGCAGAAAAUGGACACAACUCAGGCAUCAGUGUCAUUCAAGGACGUGACUGUGGAGUUCACCCAGGAGGAGUGGCAGCAAAUAGGUCCAAUUCAGAGGACCCUGUAUAGAGAUGUGAUGCUGGAGAACUACAACAACCUCGUCUCAGUGGGGAACUGCAUUUUCAAACCAGCAGUAAUCUUCAAAUUGGAGCAAGGAGAGGAGCCUUGGUUCUUAGAAGAAGAAUUCUUAAACCAGAGCCACCAAGAAGAUUACAGAGAUGAUUACCUGAUCAAGAGGAACAAGAAAAUCAAAGACAACCACUUUCAGGAAGUAAUAUCCAUUGAUAAUAAACUAUUGACUGGAGAGGAAGAGGAAAUUUUGGGAAAACAGUUUAAUCUGCACAUAGCUCCUGUUUCAACAAAAAUGUCCUGUAAAUAUGACUCAUGGGGAGUAAAUUUGCAAAAUAUUUCCCAAUUUAUCAUUAAUAAUAGAAACUAUUCAACAAAAAAACCAGAUUGCUGUAGUGUAUGUGAAAAUUUGUCUUUCAAAAUUAAGUUUGAGAGAAAUCACACUGGAGAGAAGUUAUAUGAAUAUAAUAGAAGUGGGGAAGCUUUCAGUUAUAAGGAAAAUCCUCCUGAGAGUCAAAAGUGUCAAACGUUGGAGCAAGCUUUUAAAUAUAAUGAAAUUGGAAAAACCAUCUAUGAUGAGGCUGCCUGUGUUACACAUAAGAAUAUUCACACAGGAGAAAAAUCCUAUAAAAAUGAUGGAUUUAGGGGGAAAAAUGAAAAAACAACUGUCUUUAACUAUAAAACAACUGGGACAGGGGAGAAAUACCCUCAUCUUAACCAAUGUGGGAAAUCCUUCUGUGAGAAGUCAGCUCUCAAGGAAUACAAUAAAUUCAACAUAGCUGUGAAACAUGAAUGUAAUGCAAGUGGGAAUAAUUUCUACAGGAAGUCAUACUUCACUCAACCUCAGAUACCUGUCACAGAAGAGAACUCAUUAGUAUGUAAUGACAGAAGACAAACUGGGGAUAAAUCCUUUGAAUAUCAUGAAGAUAGGAAAUCCUACCACAUAUCAGCCCACAAAGUACGACAGCGAAGUCACUCUGAAGUAAAACCCUAUAAGUGUAAUGAAUGUGGUAAAUCUUUCUUUCAAAAAGGACAUCUCAUUCAACAUCAGAGAACUCACACAGGAGAGAAACCAUUUGAAUGUAAUGAAUGUGGAAAAACCUUCUCCCAGAAGUCACACCUCAGUACACAUCAGAGAAUUCACAGAGCAGAAAAACCCUAUAAGUGUAAUGAAUGUGGGAAAACAUUUGUCCAGAAGUCAACCCUCAGGGGACAUCAGAGAAUUCAUACAGGAGAGAAGCCUUAUAAAUGUAGUGAAUGUGGGAAAACUUUUGUUCAAAAGUCAACCCUCAGAGAUCAUCACAGAAUUCACACAGGAGAGAAAUCCUUUCAGUGUAAUGAAUGUGGGAAAACUUUUGGUCAGAAGUCAAACCUCAGAAUACAUCAGAGAACACAUAGUGGUGAGAAAACAUAUCAGUGUAACGAAUGUGAAAAAUCGUUCUGGCGAAAAGACCAUCUCAUUCAACAUCAGAAAACACACACAGGAGAGAAACCUUUUAAAUGUAAUGAAUGUGGGAAAACUUUUGCCCGGACAUCAACCCUUAGAGUGCAUCAAAGAAUUCAUACUGGGGAGAAACCAUUUAAAUGUAAUGAAUGUGGGAAAAAAUUUGUCCGGAAGGCAAUCCUUAAUGAUCAUCAGAGAAUUCAUACAGGAGAGAAACCUUUUCAGUGUAAUAAAUGUGGGAAAACUUUUGGCCAGAAAUCAAACCUCAGAAUACAUCAGAGAAUUCACAGUGGUGAAAUCUUAUAA
Molecule: messenger RNA, 1962 nt
Organism: Puma concolor (puma)
Lineage: Eukaryota; Metazoa; Chordata; Mammalia; Carnivora; Felidae
Gene: ZNF510
Product: zinc finger protein 510
Biological process (GO): regulation of transcription by RNA polymerase II
Cellular component (GO): nucleus
Molecular function (GO): DNA-binding transcription factor activity, RNA polymerase II-specific; RNA polymerase II transcription regulatory region sequence-specific DNA binding
Source: RefSeq, a predicted model, not a curated record